AUGGUGGAGUCAUGGUUGUACUCACCUACAACUUCAUCUCCACUUGAGUUAAAUAUGGGUAGAAAUUACCAAAGUGUUUCUUUUGCUAUUGUUUCCCUUUUUUGUUCAUAUUUCAUGCUACUAUGUUCAUCUUUUGGCUGCAUGCAACAUGAGAGAGAAGCUCUUGUUGAACUCAAAUUAAGCUUUAAUGAUCCUUCGUUUAGACUUUCCUCUUGGGAAGGAAAUGAUUGUUGCAAAUGGAAAGGUAUCAGUUGCAACAACAUUACAGGACAUGUUGCCAAGAUUGACCUUAGGAAUCCAUGCUAUCCACCAAUAGGAGAAGAUUAUCCAUCAAACUGUUCCUUCUCAAAAUCUAAGCUUGAAGCUCAACACCUUCAUCCUUCUUUUUCAAAUUUCAAAUAUCUCACCUAUUUGGACCUUAGUGGAAACAAUUUCAAUUCAAGUCCAAUACCAUCGUUUCUCAAUUUUAUGAGUCAGUUAGAGUUCCUUUCUCUCUCUGAUUCCCAUUUUAUUGGCAUGAUCCCAAACUUCCUUGGAAACCUCACUAAAUUGACCUUUCUUGAUCUCAGUUAUAAUUCUUGGUUAUACUCCGAUGACAUCUAUUGGGUUUCAAAACUUUCAUUGCUCCGAAACCUUUACCUGAAUGAUGUUUUUCUUGGCAGGGCAGAAAAUUUAUACUUGUCACUUAACAUGAUUCCUUCUUUGUUAGAAUUAGACUUCACCAACUGCAGCUUAACCAAGAUAUCCAGCAGUGAUGAUCAACUUGUCAGUUAUACAAAUCUUUCUAGCAUUGAGUUUCUCAGUGUCGCGGAGAAUGGACUUGAUGGUCCAGAUCUGAAUGCUUUUAGAAACUCCACUUCAAUCAUGUUUAUUGACCUUUCCAACAAUAAUCUUAGUUCAGUUCCAUUUUGGUUAGGCAAUUGUGCCAAACUUGGCUCUCUUUAUCUUGGAAACAAUGCUCUUGGCUCAAUUCCACCAGCUCUGCGAAAUUUGACUUCCUUGACGUUGCUUGACAUUCCUCAAAACAAUAUUGAAUCUGUUUCAAUAUGGUUAGGAGGGUUGGAGGGUAUUUUGUAUCUCAAUCUGUCAUUGAACCAUAUUCAGGAUUCUAUACCAUCAAUAAUUGGAAAUAUGUGUCAUCUUCUGUCACUAGAUUUGUCAGGAAAUGGACUUCAAGGAGAUAGACUUGUCGGCAACUUACAAUCUGCAAGAUGCAUUGGAUAUGAUUUAAAGGAACUGGAUUUGUACAACAAUAGUUUCAAUGAUCAGCUGCCAACAUGGUUGGGGCAGCUUGAGAAUCUGGUGAUCCUUAAACUUCAAUCAAGUUUUUUCCAUGGUCCUAUUCCAAAUAUUUGGGGAAACUUGUCUAACUUGAAAUCUUUAGACUUUGCUAACAAUCACUUGAAUGGUUCUAUUCCAAACUCCCUUGGGAAACUGAGGAGUCUAAGUUACUUGGACAUGUCUAACAAUAGCUUGUUUGGGGGUCUUCCUUGCAGUCUAACAGCACUAGCAAAUCUAGAGUAUUUGAUUCUCAACAAUAAUAAUUUGACAGGGUCUCUUCCAAAUUGUAUUGGACAAUUUGUCAAUCUAAAAAUGUUGAUGAUUUCCUCCAAUCAUUUUUAUGGUAUCAUUCCUAGGAGUAUUGAGCAAAUAGGGACCCUGGAUUACCUUGAAAUGUCAGAUAACUCUUUGAGUGGAACAAUCCCACAGAAUAUUGGUCAACUUUCAAACUUGCACACCCUCUAUCUUUGUAAAAAUAACUUGACAGGGAUAUUUCCUCAUAGUUUUGGUCAACUCAUAAACCUGCGCAAUUUAGAUGUGUCUCUCAACAAUCUUGAAGGUGUGUUUUCUAAAAUAAAAUUUCCCAAGUCACUUGUCUAUAUGAACCUCACCAAUAACCAUAUCACUGGGUCACUUCCCCAAAAUAUUGCUCAAAGAUUGCCCAAUCUUACUAAUUUUCUUCUUGGAGGGAACCUUAUAUAUGAUUUCAUUCCAAAUUCAUUGUGCCAAAUAAACUCUUUGUACAAUCUUGACCUUUCAAACAACAAUUUAGUUGGAAAUAUUCCUGACAGCUGGAGUUCAACUCAAAGAUUGAGUGAGAUUAACCUAUCAUCUAACAAAUUAUCAGGAAUUAUUCCAAGCACGUUUGGUGACCUCUCCACUUUGGCAUGGUUACAUUUGAAUAAUAACAGUCUUCAUGGGGAGAUUCCAUCAUUCUUGAAGAAUUUAAAGCAACUGUUAAUCUUGGAUAUUGGAGAUAAUCAAAUGUCAGGGAAUAUACCUUCAUGGAUUGGAGACAUCUUCUCCUCACUCCAAAUUUUGAGGUUAACACAAAACAAGUUCCAAGGUUACAUUCCAUCACAACUUUGCAAACUUUCAGCUUUGCAAAUCUUGGACCUUUCCAACAACAUGUUGAUAGGUCCAAUACCUCAAUGCAUUGGCAAUCUUACAUCAAUGAUUCAAGGAAGAAAAUCAUCGGUUCUUUUAUCUCCAGAAGAUCCAAAGUAUUUGGAAUGGUAUGAACAAGAUGUAAGCCAGAUCAUUAAAGGAAGAGAAAAUCAUUAUACAAGAAAUCUGAAACUAGUGGCCAAUGUGGAUUUAUCAAACAACAAUUUGAGUGGACCUAUUCCUAGAGGAAUAACUCUUCUUACUGCUUUACAAGGCUUAAAUCUCUCACACAAUCAUUUAUCAGGAAAAAUUCCAAUAACCAUAGGGGACAUGAUGUCACUUGAAUCUUUGGACCUUUCACAUGAUCAACUUUCAGGUCCAAUUCCAUACACCAUGUCUAGCUUAACUUUCCUAAGUCACCUAAACAUGUCCUACAACAAUCUUUCAGGACCAAUUCCACAAUCAAACCAAUUGUCAACACUUAAUGAUGAUUCAUAUAUUUAUGUUGGCAACAAAUUUCUUUGUGGUGCACCACUGUUGAAUCACUGUGAUGCUGAUAAUAGAGAUGAUCAUGAUGAUGGUGAUGGUAAACCUGAUAGGGUUGAGAAAUUGUGGUUUUACUUUGUGGUAUUACUUGGAUUUGGUAGUGGAUUUUGGACUGUGAUUGGAGUUUUUUUAUUGAAGAAGGAUUGGAGGCAUGCUUACUUUAGUUGCAUUGAUAAGGUGGUGCUUAGGAUAAAAGUGGCAUUCGGAAUAGAGUUAGCAAAGUUAAAGAAAACAUGUAGGGGAAACCAUGUUGAUUAG
Lathyrus sativus (Indian pea) is the source of this 3192-nucleotide messenger RNA. The record is from the annotation of a GenBank genome assembly. Lineage: Eukaryota; Viridiplantae; Streptophyta; Magnoliopsida; Fabales; Fabaceae.